UUGUCUUGAGGCAUAUUUGAAUUUAGUAUAUGAACCCCUCGCCAGUUGGUAGAACAUCUUUAUACAGUUCAGCCAGUAACUUGACAAGAAGAGUUUCCUCUGCGAAACAGGAUUCCACGUCGAGCACAUUUGUGAUCAUGAGGACCCUUGGUGUUAUCAUACUGGCAGCCAUGAUCGUCUUGGUGACGUCACGUGUUCGUUAUUCGGACAAACCGGAAUCACCGCGAGAAGCAAAAUAUAGCCCACUUAAAGCAUUCUGGGAUAAGAUCCAGAGGGAUGAAGAUUCAAAGUGCAACCAAUUCUGCCAAAAAUUGUGCAAUAGGUUUGACCCUGGCAACUGUGCCAUCUGCGGUUGCGGAGACCAAUAAGCCUUUUCAAAAUCAGUGGCUGGCAUUGCAUCCCAGGAGUGUGGAUUCCGCGGGAAGCAGUUAUUCUUUUUUGACGUAUCAAAACAAGACUUCUUUCUUGAGGGCAUAUGCGUUAUCAUUAAUCAUCAAAAGUUUUUGCAAAGUUUAGUUGUUUUUUCAUCACUUUCCUAAUAGUCUAGUACCGUUGUUAUCAAUGAAAGUAGUCGCAAGCUAUUUUGUAAUUAAUUUAGAUCAUUCUGAUUUUCAAUAAAGCUACGAUUAAAGAAUUUUUUUUAA
Pocillopora damicornis (cauliflower coral) is the source of this 644-nucleotide messenger RNA. RefSeq lists its product as uncharacterized. The record is from RefSeq and is a predicted model, not a curated record. NCBI's taxonomy places the organism in Eukaryota, Metazoa, Cnidaria, Anthozoa, Scleractinia, Pocilloporidae.